This is a messenger RNA of Paramisgurnus dabryanus, 3994 nucleotides long. It is a transcript of the gene mapk14b, whose product is annotated as mitogen-activated protein kinase 14b. Gene Ontology annotation, biological process: protein phosphorylation. Gene Ontology annotation, molecular function: MAP kinase activity; ATP binding. The record is from RefSeq and is a predicted model, not a curated record. Lineage: Eukaryota; Metazoa; Chordata; Actinopteri; Cypriniformes; Cobitidae.
GAGAACCUGUAACAGGAAAAAAGAGAUCCGCGCACAAGCAGAAAUCUCACGCUUUGCUCAGUAGCUUCUGAAGGAUCAUAGUUUAAUCGUGAGCGCGAUCUCCAGCUACCGCGCAUAUGCAUUUAACUAAUGUUAUUCGUUGCACGGAGAUAGGAUUGUAAACCUGGAGGUUCUGCUUUUGUUUUGUUCGUAUUUUGUUCCUAUAAACGCACUGUGAUCACGAGCAAGCGGAGAAGUUUUCGCUCCUCUUCAGGAAUGUCCCAGAAGGAGAGACCCAUUUUCUACCGACAGGAGCUCAACAAGACUGUAUGGGAGGUACCGGAGAGGUACAAGGGCUUGUCACCCGUGGGUUCCGGAGCUUAUGGAACCGUAUGCUCGGCAAUUGACGUGAAGACGGGCUUGAAGGUCGCGGUGAAGAAGCUGUCCCGGCCGUUUCAGUCCAUCAUCCACGCCAAGCGCACAUACAGAGAACUGCGGCUGCUGAAGCACAUAAAACACGAGAAUGUAAUUGGCCUUCUGGAUGUUUUCACGCCCACCAUCGGCCUAGAGGAAUUCAGUGAUGUGUACCUGGUGACUCACCUGAUGGGCGCAGACCUCAACAAUAUCGUCAAGUGUCAAAAGUUGACGGACGACCACGUGCAGUUCCUUAUUUACCAGAUCAUACGAGGGUUAAAGUACAUUCACUCAGCAGACAUCAUACACAGAGAUCUUAAACCCAGUAACUUGGCUGUUAAUGAAGACUGUGAGCUUAAGAUUUUGGACUUUGGCUUGGCCCGGCUCACAGAUGACGAGAUGACGGGAUACGUGGCCACCCGGUGGUACCGUGCCCCGGAAAUCAUGCUCAACUGGAUGCACUACGACAUGACAGUGGACAUCUGGUCGGUGGGCUGCAUAAUGGCCGAGCUCCUCACAGGACGGACCCUGUUUCCCGGCACUGACCAUAUAAACCAGCUUCAGCAGAUAAUGCGUCUGACAGGAACCCCACCGGCUUCUCUAAUAAACAGGAUGCCCAGCCACGAGGCAAGAAACUACAUCAACUCUCUGCCGCAAAUGCCCAAGCGAAACUUCGCAGAUGUGUUCAUCGGUGCAAAUCCAUUAGCUGUCGACCUGCUGGAGAAAAUGCUGGUUCUGGAUACAGAUAAACGCAUCACUGCGUCAGAAGCUCUCGCCCACCCAUACUUCGCCCAGUACCACGACCCGGAUGACGAGCCAGAGGCAGAACCCUACGACCAGAGCUUUGAGAGUCGCGAGCUCGAAAUUGACGAGUGGAAACGUCUCACGUAUGAGGAAGUGGUCAGCUUUGAGCCUCCCGUGUUCGAUGGAGAAGAGAUGGAGUAGUGAGGAAUCCCAUCGACUCGCCAGACUUUCAUCCGUACAGGAAAUGACAUUUAAGUGCCUGCCAUCAUCAACUGCUGGCUUCCUUCGUUCUCUGAGACCGCUUAACAAUGCCUUCAUAAACACUCAAUGUCACAUGAGGGAAGGAAAAACACAUGCCAACUUCUCUGCUUGAAUUGCUAAAGGACACGGAAUGUAACUUUUGGGCUGCGUUUUCAUGCCCCACCCUUCUUUCUACUCCCAAAAUUAACAGCUUUCAUUGCCAGAGUGUAGUCGAGCAAGAAAACAAAAGUCAGCCAGUCAGAUUACUAUCAGCUUUCGGGUAUAUUUAGUGGCGCAAAACAUUUACCUUGCUUGUAGCCUAUACAAUGCCGAAGGCCAGACAAACUGCGUACUGUCGUGAUACUAAGUUUUAGAUAUGUAAAUAAAAGGGCACAGCUGUAAAUAAACAUUGAUGUGCGAUUAAAUUUUAUUUACGUUUGCAGCAAAGCACAGCAACGCAGAAUGUGACCUUUGUUGUAAAUCACAAAAAAAAAAUGAACUUAACCGUAAAUCAAAUCAUAUGCAGAGAAUGUUAUUACUAUUUAGAAUGUAAACAGAUCAGUAUGCGGAUACAAGUGUCUCUGUCAUUGACAAUAGUAGAUGAUGGGAAUAAUAAAUGAAUACUGCUUAUAUGAACGCACUCAUGAUCGAAAUAUCUUGGAAAUUAUUAAAGGGAUAGUUCACCCAAAAAUGAAAAUUCUGUCAUAAUUUACUCACCCCCAUGUUGCUCUAAACCUGUAUGUUUUUAUUUUAUUUUAAUUAAAACAAAUGAAGAUAUUUGGAUGAGUGGUAAGCACACAGUUGACCGGUUGACUGAAAACAAUCGUAUUUGUUUUUCCUGCUAUGGAAGUCAAUGGUUACAAUAAUCUGUCUGCUUACCAUUAUUUAUCAAAAUAUCUUCAUUUGUAAAUUUAGUUCUCAUCUGAAAAACGUUAAACACUUAUGGUUUUAACGACAUGAGAAUAAGAAAAUGAUGACCAGAAUUUUCAUUUUUGGGUGAACUGUCCCUUUAAGAGAAAAUCGUUUUAAUGGUGUUCAUCUCGUGCAUGAAAAGGAUUGUCUUAGAAUGCAUCUGGAAUUCCUCACAAUAUUUGACAUGGUUUAAUCUUGUAAAAAAAAUAAUAUGAUAGUCAUACAUUUCACACCAAGAUCAAAAUAAAUUUUCACUGUGCUUCAAGAAUAUCUCACUGUCGUAAUGAAUAUGAAAAACGAUAUUAUUAAAUUAAUAGUAUUUAUAAAUCAUAGUUGUAUUUGUCCAUACAAAUACAGGAGUAAAUCGAUAUUUAACGUGAAUGAGAAUCACAGUUGAAAAUUAGAAUAGGAAAAACUUUUAAUAAAAAAAUUAUUCAUUCAAUUUACUAAAUUUUUUUAAGGUAAGUGGUUGCAGUAAUUUUAUUUAAGCUAAAUUUAAAUAAAAGUUUUUUUGUUUUGUUUUUCCAAAUUUUUUGUUUAAAUGUAGCUUAAAUAAAUUGUUUGCGGCCACUUACCCUAAAAAAUUUGAGUAAAUUGAAUGAAUAAUUUUUUUUGUGUAUUAUAGUAAGAAUUUGGUUGUUGUGGAAAACAAUGUCCAAAUUUUUCUCUUUGAUUUCGGUUUGAAAUGUGACUUUGAUAUGUUCUUGAGAUUCACCGUUUAUCUGCCUGAUGGUCCUCCGGGUUGCCCGUCUGUUAUUAAAAUGCAGGCCGCUCCUCUAGCUAGACUAGACUGUGGUUUCUCUCUCCAUUAUCUUUCAUUAAUUUAUUAUUUAUAGAAAUUGAGAGAGAUGCGUUUAAAAUGGUAAACGUGGUUUUAACAGGAAGUAUAUCAUUAGAAUAACUUUAUUUGUGCAUUGUGGUGCACAUACAACAGUUCUCCAUUUUUAUGCUAUACCUUAGAUCAGGGGUGCUCAAACAUUUUGCGGCCAGGGAGGGACUUUCCAAGGACUAAGCUUCUUACCUUAAAGCAUAUUUUUAAAAGCUUUUAUAAAAUCAGCAGUAUAUAGCAAGACUGACAUGGUUCUUAAUAAUACGACACAAUUAUAUUUACAACAAAAUAUUUUACAGAUCCCCUGGCUAAGCAUUCAGGACCACCCAGCUUAGAUCACAUGUUCAGCCUACAAGUCCAUGUUUGUGAAAAAUGGAAAGAACCUGAGCCAAUACUCCCGUUAUUGUGUUGAGCAUGAUGAUUUAACAUCCCAGUUUAAGAAAUUCCUGUCUCUUCGGGAAUGUGUGUGUCAAUCAGAGCCGAUAUCUAAGUUAUUGUAUCAGUUCAGUUGUUUAUGAUUGUUUUUAAAGUGUCUUCUUUUCCACUGUAUAUUAUUACUUAAUUUUAUUCAGCAAUAUUUUCUGCGUUGAGCAUGUAUUUUUUAUGUGAAAGGGGUGUUUCUGUUUGUAUGCACAUUUAUAGUUGUGGAAAAUCACAAGACGUGUCUCGUUGAAAAGAUAUCAUGGUGCAUUCAGCAGCAAAUCUGUUAAGUAUGGUUUAUAUUUUGUUUUGUUGCAUGGUAUGCAUUUCUCAUGGUUGAGGUCAUCAUACCUCUCAUUCAGGCAUGUAAUCGGUUUUUCCUCAUUCACUCAUACGUUUAGUGGUUUGUGGAUGACCACUGCUAUACAGAAAUAAAGGCAAUUAUUUUUCACAACA